Alternaria atra is the source of this 825-nucleotide messenger RNA. RefSeq lists its product as uncharacterized. The coding region runs from base 1 to 825 and encodes 274 amino acids. Lineage: Eukaryota; Fungi; Ascomycota; Dothideomycetes; Pleosporales; Pleosporaceae. The record is from RefSeq and is a predicted model, not a curated record. The transcript has 2 exons.
AUGGCAGCCUUCUACACGUCACCUAGUAGAUUCGCUGGGCAAGAUGUACCCAACGAAUACCUGCAUGACAUCUUAGAAGAGCAGAUGCGCAAGGUGAUCGUGUGCGAACCUGGCUGGCCAGAUUCCGGUUGUCUCCUGGCAGACAUGGGAAUGUUCUUCGUUCGGUCAGUCAGUGUGCUUUCCAAGGUUGCGGAUAGCACAGUGAAUGGAAACCACAUCGACAAUUACACAAGAAGAAGACUGGAUGACAUGGAGCGAAUCAAUGACUUUUGCGAGCUGGGUUCACUAGACUAUUUGAACGAGAAACAUGAGUCUCUCAAAUCACUUGCUUGCCGUUUGCAGCAGUUUGCCAGCGAGCUCGACGACCUUUGGGACUUGAGCAAAAACCCCCCCUUCUCUUCGAACCCAGUACCCCCUAGUCCACCCACGCGCUCGAAACUCCCAAUGCAUACCAAAGACCGUGCGAGAUCCGCCUCUAGCAUACCUCAACAGAACCAGACAUGGGCAUACGGAGGCUAUGUAGAUGCGGGUCCAGAUGCGCCUCGCAUAGUAGAAUUCGACGAGGAUGAGCCACCUGACGAUCUGCCGGAGUCAUCGACUCAAGCUGGUGGACGUUCUGUUAGAGACAACUAUACUAGGAGCGAUGAAGCACGAUCGGAAUACGACAUCCAGGAAAGAAUAUCUGAGCUCCUUAGCACACUCGAGAAAAGCCGUGGAACUGGCCAGCACAUAUGUCCUUAUCAGUAUACAUGCGAGAAGGGCGGGGUAGAGAAUGGAAGGCUGAAAACUUUUGGGAGAAACUCGGACUUCAGGUUCGUACAGUAG